Pristis pectinata (smalltooth sawfish) is the source of this 2450-nucleotide messenger RNA. RefSeq names its product transmembrane serine protease 9 (gene tmprss9). Lineage: Eukaryota; Metazoa; Chordata; Chondrichthyes; Rhinopristiformes; Pristidae. Bases 43 to 1845 code for a protein of 600 amino acids. The record is from RefSeq and is a predicted model, not a curated record. The transcript is spliced from 11 exons. Gene Ontology annotation, molecular function: protein binding; serine-type endopeptidase activity. Gene Ontology annotation, biological process: proteolysis.
UAUGGAGCUCAAAAAAAAUUUCCAACCCAGCAACACUUGGCCAUGAAAGCUUCAGCAGACUGCGCAGAUGGGAAUUACAUCUGCAGCAAUGGCCAGUGCCUGACCAAGAUCAACCCAGAGUGUGACAAAGUAAAUGACUGCUUGGACCAGUCAGAUGAGAUGGAAUGCAGCUGUGGUACACCCCUGAUGUCCAAUAGAAUUGUGGGGGGCACAGAAGCUGCUGUGGGUGAGUGGCCCUGGCAAGUCAGCCUACGUUUAAUUGACAUUGGCCAUGAGUGUGGAGCCACGGUUGUGGCAGAAACCUGGCUGAUAACAGCAGCUCAUUGUUUUGCAAGCUUUCCAGAUCCAAUGACCUGGGAGGCAGAUCUGGGAACCAUCUAUAGAGAUGAUCAACGUUCUACAACAGUGAGAAGGAGAAUUAAGAGGAUCAUUGUUCAUCCCUUAUUUAACAUAGCUUUACUUGAUUAUGAUGUGGCUCUGGUGGAGUUAUCUAGCCCUGUUUCAUUCUCCAAAUUUAUCCAGCCUGUGUGCCUGCCAUCUCCUGCACAUAUCUUCCAUACAGGAAAGAACUGCAGUGUUACAGGAUGGGGAGCCCUGACUGAGCAUAAUGCUUCUUUACCCAUCAUUCUCCAGAAAGCCCAUGUUCCAAUAUUCAAUCUGAGCAAAUGUGCCAAACUCUACAGCGACCCCAUCACUCCACAAAUGAUUUGUGCCGGAUUCGCAGCUGGUGAAGUAGAUUCAUGUCAGGGUGAUUCUGGUGGUCCCUUGGUUUGUGAGGAGUCAUCAGGCAAAUGGUUCCUGGCUGGCAUUGUGAGCUGGGGAGAAGGUUGUGCCCGACCAGACAAACCUGGCAUCUACACAAGAGUGACUGCGAUCCAGGACUGGGUCCUGCACACAAUGAUGCUGUCCGAUGUAAUUAUUUCUCCCACUGAGACUGAAAGAGAACAGACCACUUCAAUAAAAAGUACCACCACAUACUUCAAUUUACCAGUAGAGGUUCACUGUACAGACUCUACUUUCAAGUGUUCUGACAACAGCUGCAUCUCUAAACACAAUGCAGAGUGUGAUGGUGUCACAGAUUGUGCUACAGGCUCUGAUGAGUUAAACUGCAAUUGUGGAGCUACAGCUCUAACGGUCGAUACGAAGAUUGUGGGUGGAGUAAGCAGCAAAUCUGGAGAGUUUCCCUGGCAAGUCAGUCUACAUAUGACGUGGAAAGAGCACAUGUGUGGAGGAACUCUGAUCUCUUCCCGCUGGGUGGUCACUGCUGCCCAUUGCUUUUUAAUUGAAAAGGAUCCAAGUCAUUGGCGUGGUUACGCGGGAACAGUGUACCGCACAGGAUUAAGAGGCACCAAAGUGACCUUCAAACGCAUCAUCAUUCACUCUUACUUCAGUGCCUUCACCCUGGAUUAUGAUAUUGCCCUCCUGGAACUGUCUACACCUGUUACCCUCACCGAUACCAUUCAGCCUGCCUGUCUACCUUCAUCCUCCCACAGAUUUUCAGAUGGAAUGAAGUGUUUUAUUACAGGCUGGGGCACUACAGAAGAAGGAGGUUAUUUGUCCUACAUGCUGCAGAAAGCCAUGGUAGGAGUGAUCAGUGAUUCCUUGUGUAGGAAGCUAUAUGGUAGCCAGAUUUCUCCCAGAAUGGUCUGCGCUGGGAAAGUGACUGGAGGAGUGGACUCGUGCCAGGGAGAUUCUGGUGGCCCAUUGGUUUGCAGGGAAUCUUCAGGAAAGUGGUUCCUUUUUGGAAUUACAAGUUGGGGAGAUGGCUGUGCAAGGGCAAAUGCACCCGGAGUCUACACCAGAAUCACAGCCCUUCGCAACUUCAUUGCACACUAUGUUUUCUGAAAGCUGAAAGGAUCUGCCAUUAUUUCUGAUUCAUCAGAUGCAUUGAAUUUUGAUGCUAAACAUGUGUAUGCCACUGGGGCUGUGGGACUUGAUCAAUUCUCCUGAUUUUCGACAACCAGUGAUCAGCCCUUUCAGCCUUCAAUUUCUACAAUUGUUUUACUUGCGAAUGAGUAUAUGAUUUUAUAUUAAUAUAAUGUACAUGAAGGUGAUCUAUUGAUGUUCUUUAAACUGAUCCGAGUUUAUGAUUCUAACAGACCAAAUGAGAUAAUAGGUAUCAUAUUUUAUGUUAUCAACUAGUGCGUAAUGAUCCCAGAGAUGGCCUUUGUCAGUUUCAGACCUAAAGUAUCUGCCGAUGUUUGUGGGUGAAUAGGUCCGAGUGCAGAUGGUAGAAUACAGGGGUAAUCUGUAUUUAUUCUCUGCAUAGCACCAACAUUAAAAUCUCCUUGAGACAGCUCUUCUGUAGUGUCGGGGUGGAAUGGAAAAUAUGUAAUAGUUCACUCCCAAAAACUAGAGUUUUGAUUUGUUGUUAUUAUUGAAUGAAUAUUUAAUGUGUUGUGAUCAAGUCAUUAACUUUUAAGAACCAGAGAGGAGUUUGUGCACAGAAC